This is a messenger RNA of Miscanthus lutarioriparius, 1095 nucleotides long. NCBI's taxonomy places the organism in Eukaryota, Viridiplantae, Streptophyta, Magnoliopsida, Poales, Poaceae. The record is from the annotation of a GenBank genome assembly.
AUGGCCCGGGAGCUCGCCGCAGCGUGUGUGGUUGCCGCCCUAGUGGCCCUGUGCGCAGCCGCACUCGGUGUGGCCGCGCAGCCACAUGCGCCGCGCCCACUGCCGUCCAACUACCAGAUGAUCACCCCGGGCAAGUACAAGAGGGACCAGCAGACGGCGUGCGACGAUCCCAAGGACAAGAAGGCCAAAUGCAUGGCCAAGUGCGACAAGCGCUGCCCCAACCAGUGCAUCGUCCUCUGCCCCGGAUGCAAGACAUUCUGCAGUACUUCCCUUACUUAUUACACACAAUCCUCACUCACUCUUCUCGCUCUGAUCUUCACUACUAAAAAGACAUUCGCGUUUUGUUUCCAAGUGUGCGACUUCUACCCCGGCGUGUCCUGCGGUGACCCGCGCUUCACCGGCGGCGACGGCAACAACUUCUACUUCCACGGCAAGAAGGACCAGGACUUCUGCAUCCUCUCCGACGCCAACCUGCACAUCAACGCGCACUUCAUCGGCAAGCGCAACCCGGCCAUGAGCCGCGACUUCACGUGGAUCCAGGCGCUCGGCAUCCGCUUCGGCGCCGGCGCCGACGACCAGGACCACCGCCUCUACAUGGGCGCGCAGAAGACCGCCAAGUGGAGCAACGACGUGGACCGCCUGGAGCUGGCCUUCGACGGCGCGCCCGUCAGCAUCCCGGCCGAGACCGGCGCCGCGUGGGAGCCCGCCGCCGUGCCGGGGCUCACCGUCACCCGGACCGCUGCCGCCAACGGCGUCAGGGUGCAGCUCAGGGGCGUGUUCGACAUCGUCGCCAACGUGGUGCCCAUCAGCGAGGAGGACUCGCGCGUCCACAACUACAGCGUCACGGAGGACGACAGCCUCGCGCACUUCGACCUCGGGUUCAAGUUCUUCGAUCUCACCGACGACGUGCACGGCGUCCUCGGCCAGACCUACCGCGCCGACUACGUCAACCAGCUCAGCGUCAGCUCCAAGAUGCCCGUCAUGGGUGGCGCGCCCAACUACGUCUCCUCGGACAUCUUCGCCACUGACUGCGCCGUCGCAAGGUUUGGUGCCCGUCGCGCCGGCAUCUCCAUGGUUACAGCUCAGGCCAGUUAA